Molecule: messenger RNA, 2478 nt
Organism: Macadamia integrifolia
Lineage: Eukaryota; Viridiplantae; Streptophyta; Magnoliopsida; Proteales; Proteaceae
Product: putative disease resistance RPP13-like protein 3
Exons: 2
Coding region: 931-1836 (301 amino acids)
Biological process (GO): defense response to other organism
Molecular function (GO): ADP binding
Source: RefSeq, a predicted model, not a curated record
GAUCGAGCGAGCAGGUUUGGUGUUGAAAGUCUCUGAUGGCGGCCAUCCUAUCCGAUGAUCGUUGAUAUAUGAAGAGUUACCGAAGAACAAUUUACCUGUUUUUAGUUCUUCAUUCUUAAUAUAUAAAAAGAGAAAAUCUCCAGCAAGCACAAUCAAACAUCCGAAAGAGAUCACCAUUACAGAUUAGAGAGUUAACAGACAAGUACUCUUAACAGAAAGAACCAAAAACAGAGGAGAAUUCGAAAAGGAGGAGCACAACAUGGCACAAGCUAUUGUUUCGGCUGUUGUUGGUAGGCUAGGGGAUCUGCUCAUUCAGCAAGUAAUUUUCUUAGUUGGUGUGAAAGACCAAGUGGAGGAUCUACGGGAUGAGUUGAUAUGGAUACAGAGCUUCUUGGAAGAUGCUGAUUCAAGGCAAGACGAAGGUUCCAUAGUUGUGCGCACUUGGGUAUCAAAAAUUAGAGAUGCUGCAUAUGACAUCGAGGACAUCAUUGACAACUACAUCCUCAAGGUUGUGGAUGAAGAUGAAAACAGUACUCCAAGAAGGAGGCGAUUCCUGGGAUCCCUUAAGAGCUAUGCCUGCAUUUGCCAAAAAGGGGCAAACCUCUACACUAUAGGGAAGGAGGUUGAAGUGGUUAAAACUCGGAUCCGAAAGAUUGGUGAGGAAAUGCAAAGGUAUGGCAUUCAAAGGAAAGAUGGUGGCUCACGAGGAGAAGAUAGGAGGAGCCUUUCUCCACAAGAUAGAUUUCAACAGCUUAGAAGAUCCUCUCCUCAAGACGAUGCUACUCUCAAAGACAUUUUUGGAUUGGACAAAAAUGUACAGAAAUUGGUAGCAGAAUUAGUGCAGAAGGGAGAACAAUGCCAUCCUAUUUGCAUAGCAGGGAUGGGAGGCAUUGUUAAAACAACUGUUGCCACCUAGGUUGGUUUACAAUCAUGAAGAAGUUAAGCAUGGCGUGUGUAUCAAAAGACUUCAGUAUCAAAGACGUCUUCAAGAGAUUAAUAAAAGAAGUGAAGCCCAAUCUCAGUACAGAGGAAAUACAGGAGAUGGGGGUGUUUAGUGAAGAGGUAUAUUUGGAAGACAAACUUCGUGAGCUAUUGAAAGAUUGUACCUACUUGGUGGUACUUGAUGACAUAUGGGACUCGGAAGCUUGGGAGAGUUUGAAGAGAGCAUUUCCUCAACAGAGUAAGAGUAAAGGAAGAGUAAUUCUCACCAGUCGCAACAGAAAAGUUGCUAAAGAGUGUAUCAUUCACCAUCUACAAACUCUAAAUGAAACGGAUAGCUGGAAGCUUUUUGUUGUUAAAGCAUUCGGCAAUGGCAACUGCCCCACAAUCACAAAUUCAAGGGAAUUGUUGGGGAAAGAGAUGGUAAAGAAGUGUGACGGUUUACCAUUAGCUAUCACUGUGUUGGCUGGUCUAUUAAGGGGAAAGUCGCCACAAGAGUGGUUUACAGUGAGAGACCGCAUCCACCAACAAUCGAUGAUGAGAGAAGGCCAAGGGAAAAACAAUCUAGAAAAGAUUAUGUCUUUGAGCUAUAAUGAUUUACCUUAUCAGUUGGAAUCAAUUACAAAUAUCAAAUUGUUGAGGGUGCUUGACCUAUCAAAGUCUAGAUUUCAAGAUAGCACUAUGAGGUUGCCUGAUGCAUUGGGAAAGUUGAUUCACUUAAGGUAUUUGCUAUUGCCUGAUGCCUUGGCAAAGCUUCCAUCAUCCAUAGAGAGCUUGCGGAGCUUACAGACCUUAGACUUUGGUUGGAGUACUGGCUGUCGUUGGUCUGAUAUAGCUGUUGGUGCUUUAUCGAAGCUGACACAAUUAAGGCACUUGAGUUUCAGUUGGAAUUACUAGGAUGGUUUGGACGAAGAGGAGGUUGUUGCUUUGCCACGAAUUGACACCCUAACCAACCUCCAAACUCUAAGGUGGGUGGAUGGCCUGGUUUGGAAACAAAAUGAGAUGGCCAAGUUGAUCAAUCUCCGAGAACUGAAGAUAAAAAAUAUAAAGCGGACAUCAGAAGCGGAGUUGUAUUUGUCAUCAAUUACUAAGUUGGACAGAAUUCAAUCAUUGGAUCUGCAUCUAUCAACUGAUCAAGAGUAUGUGGCAUUUCCAACGCUGGUACCCCUGUCCCAUUGUCAUCACCUUCGAGUUCUGAGCUUGGAUGGAAAGAUAGAAAGGCUACCAGAAGAUCCGUACGAUGAAUUCCCACCCAGAUUGGCUGAAUUAACGUUGAGGAAUUCACGUCUAGGGCCAGACGCAAUUGCCACAUUGGAAAAAUUGCCUAACUUGAUGUUCCUUUUUUUAAAUGAAAGAUCAUACGUGGGGACCAAAAUAAUAUGUUCUGGACAGGGGUUUCCCAAACUCCGUAUCUUCCGAACCCAGCGUCUAAUAAAAAUAGAGGAGUGGGAAAUCAAAGGCAGGAGCAUUACCGAAGCUUAACCUUCUACGGAUCAUGGGUUGUUACAAUUUGAAAAAGAUACCCAUGGGAUUGAGGUU